Cladocopium goreaui is the source of this 2619-nucleotide messenger RNA. The record is from the annotation of a GenBank genome assembly. NCBI's taxonomy places the organism in Eukaryota, Dinophyceae, Suessiales, Symbiodiniaceae.
AUGGCUGCUAGUGACAGUGAGAGGGGCCUGGCCACAGCACCUUUGCGAAGAACCAGUGUGUCUUCCAAUAGCGCUGUUGUAGAGGAGUCUCCGCGACAUGAGGCUCUUAACUAUUGCAAUUUCGAAGACUUCCUGGAGCAUCUGGGCCUCGACCACACCUCCGCCAGUGGUCUCACGAUAGCUGCUGCACAGCAAAUGUUUUCAGCUCCUCUGCCACCACAGUGGUCCGAGCAAGUGGAUGAGACUAGCUCUCGUGUGUACUUCUUCAACCGUGCGACCGGUGACUCCUUAUGGAUGCAUCCGCAGAAGUCCAUCUUUGAGGACCUUCUUCAAGAAGUGCAAUGCUGGCAGCCUGACAACAGCCUAGAGGAGAUUGCUGCUCGGGCGGACGCGCAUUUGCGACAAGCCCAGAGGACAGCUGUGGAGGCCCUUGCGCAGUGGAGUGCCUUUGAUGCACCACAGGCCUGGGGACCGGAGACCACUUUGUGGCAGGAGCAUGGCAAAAUCACACCGUUGAUGAAGGCGGCUACCUUACAGAUCUCCAAGAAAUCAUCUGUCUUUGCUGUGAAAACCACUGCUGACAAACUUCGCGUGACUGGCUUCCUUGCGGGCAUCACCAUCUUGGUUUGUGUGGCUGACUAUGUGCUGGCAGAGAUGGGUGGCGAGAAGGCAGUGCCAAGUGGCGGCCGUUCAUUCCUGAUUGAGACGGCAACGGUGCUUGUUUGCAUGCUGCUGCCUGCCGCCUUUAUGCAUGUCUCAAAGGCAGCCUUCAAGAACAAUGGCAAGGACAGUCCCAAGAACCGUGGGAAGGUGAUUCACACGUGCGAUAACAAGAAGCCAGUGAAGUCCGAGUCACAGGUGUCCUCCUCUGACUCCACAGAUUCACCGGAGUCGCCAAGUGAGCAGGACACAGGAAGUGCAAAGAGCAUGUCCCAAGCAGUGGCGGCUGCUGUGCGCAGCGGUGAUCGGAUGCGUGCAGAGCGUCUUCUGGGAGAGAUCUUAAAAUCCAAACUUCCCGUGGAUACCAUGCCUUUCAACUCAGUUAUCCAUGCCUGUGCCAAGACAGGCGACAUGGCAGGAGCGCGACGCUGGUUGCGCCAGAUGCGUUCAGCUGGCGUUGAACCAAAUACAAUCAGCUACAACAUCCUCAUGGACGCAUCUGCAAAGGCCGAUGAUGCUGAAGAUGCCGAGCAUUGGCUGUCAGAGAUGAUCAAAGAUAAGGUCUCAGCCAACGAAGUGAGCUAUGCAACAGUGAUCCAUGCCCGAGCAAAGCGAGGGGAAACCGAACUUGCAGAGCAUUGGCUUUGGAAGAUGUUGGAAGCUGGGGUUGAACCCAACAUCGUUAGCUACAACUCCCUCAUCUAUGCUUGUGGGCGCAAAGGUGAUGCAGCCAGUGCUGAGCGUUGGCUCGGAGAGGCUGAGCAACGUGGGUUGUCGCCGCGGGUUACGACGUACACUGCUGUAGUGGACGCAUGCGCCAAGAGUGGUGAUGUGGAGCGAGCAGAGAAGUGGAUGGAGAAGAUGAAGGAGGCCAAAGUUGAACCAAAUGUGGUGAGCUACUCAGCGAUGAUCGACGCCUGUGCAAAAGUGGGCGAUGCCAUCCGAGCACAGCGUUGGCAUCAACGAAUGAGGAAUUCUGGCGUUCAGCCCAAUGCCCACAGCUUCAGCGCAGUGAUUAAUGCCUGUGCCAAGAGCGGAAACCUUGUGGCAGCCUGCGAGGAGUUCGACCGCAUGGAGCAGGCUGGCGUGGUGGCUGACGUGGUGGUCUACAGUGGCCUCUUAGAUGCUUGUGCCAAGGCUGGCGACCUUGUGCGUGCCAAGGAAGUCUUUGCCAGGAUGAAAGCCGCGGGUGUGCAGCCAAAUGUGGUUGCCUAUGCAUCAUUGGCACGGCCUUUUGCACAUCGAGGUGAGUGGCAAGAGGUGGAAAACUUUGCUGAUGAUAUGCAAAAAGCAGGUUUGGUGAUGAACGAGUACUUCCUCUAUGCCUUGCUCUUGGGCUAUGCAAGCGCCCGACCUCGUCAGUCGGAGCGUGCCGAGCAAGCCUUUCGCAAGGCCUAUGCAAAAGGCAUUGAAGCAAACAAACAUGUCCUCACAGCUUUGGGUCGCGCGGUCGGCCGGGGCAAAGCAGCUCAGAUUGUCAAAGACCUUGGCAUUCCAAGUGCCAUGGAGACAGAGCUUCGGGGACCUGAGGAAGCGCCGGAGUUUGCGGAAAGCUCGCAGUUCUACUUCAACGCAACCACAGGGGAAAGCAGUUGGGCCGACCCACGGCAGUCAGUGGAGUUCGACCUCAGGCUGAGACACAGUAUUCUCUCGGAAUGUAUCUCCGCCUUCCGUGUGCUUGGUUUGCCCGAUGAGUCCUCCGAAGGAGAAGUCAGCAGCCAUGCGGAUGGGCGUGAUGUAGCAUUGCCUCAGGCCUUUGGUGGAGACUUGGGUGAGCUCUUGGGAAGCCUCACCCUUCCCUUGCGGCAUGUGGAACGUUUGGAGCUUCCAAAGGCUGGUGUACCGAUCAGACCCAAUGUCUCUGCAGGUGACGAAACAGGGCGCACUGAACUGUCCUACCUGACGGCUCGUUCAACGAUCACCGAGGAUCGUGCGGACACCGCGGGAAUGGCACGGUGA